AUCGACAUGAUGCGGACAUCUCAUGUGCAAGCCUCAUGAGCCCACCCAUUGAUUUUGGACUGUCAAAACCACGGUCAAUAUCAAUGCCGAACCUUGGGACCAUAACAAAAAUCGCAAAAUCAUCAAGCUAAGGAGGUCUACUAGCUAGGUUCAAGUUUAAUCUUUUGUACUAACAAAACAAGCAAUAGGUCAUCCCUUCCAACGUGAUAAACCUGCCAACGAGGUUGAGAACCAGUGUUAUCAAAUCUGACAGGUCAAGGGGUAUAACACCGUCCAGAGUAGUACCACAUCGUGAUCUGUAUCAAAUCCACUGACAUGGGACAAUUGACCACAUGACUUAAAUAUAAAGGUCUAUCUUUAAAUAGGGGAAACAUCACCAUGCUGCCAGUGUGGCGCACUAGCAACUCUUCAAGUUGGAUUUCAAGUUUCUCGUACUACAAUGUCGUUUGAUUACGAAGACGAGUUACUCGUUUGUGUUACCUGUGGCACGCAGUUCGAUGUUACCGCUGGACUAAAGAGCUGCCAUAUAUGUGACGACCCACGACAAUAUGUUCCACCUACUGGGCAGUCGUUCACGCGUCUUUCCGAUGCGCGUAGAAGCCAGAAGCAUAAGAACGAGAUAACUCAGCCUUACAUUGACGAGCCACGCAUUUGGACAAUUAAUACGGUAUCCAAGCUUGGCAUUGGCCAGCGGGCGUUUUUGAUCAAGACACAGCAUGGUAAUGUCCUUUGGGACGAUGUAGCUUACAUAGACCAUGAAACUGUCGAAAAGAUCAACGAGUUGGGUGGAAUUGAUGCAAUCGUCAUUUCCCAUCCCCAUUUUUAUACUACUCAUCUAACAUGGUCUCGAGCAUUCAACGAUGCCCCUGUUUACCUGGCGUCUGACGAUGAAGAAUGGCUCGCACGCUCUGACACACGCUGUGUACGUCGAUUUGUCGAUACUCCCGUAAAGGAGGUUCUGCCAGGUGUGACGGCGAUCAAGGUCGGGGGGCACUUCCCAGGUAGCAUGGUUCUACAUUGGGAGAACCGCUUAUUUGUGGCGGAUAGCAUCCAAGUCGCCCCUUCUGCUUUAUACGACGUCGACCGUCAGGAAGGCACAGUGUCGUUUGGGUUUUUAUGGAGUUAUCCGAAUAUGAUUCCUUUAUCCCCUGCUGCUAUCAGCCAUAUUGUUAAGGCUAUUCAGCCUUUCUCCUUUGACAUUGCCCAUGGUAUGAUACCUGGGGCGGAAGUCAAGCGCAAUGCCAAGGCGAAGGUCAUUGAAAGUGCUAGAACGAUUAUUUCAGCGAUGGGAUACCGAUGGGAAGAAUAUGUUUGAUAUAUCAUUGCAAUCUGCGAGUCAUUGACUUGUAUGACAUUUCGCUCUCCUUCGGUUGAGAGGACAAGGAUUAAAUACGUAGGCAAUUAAUUGUGAUAUCGGGCCCGGUGAACUUGUUGUUUCAAACUC
Serpula lacrymans var. lacrymans S7.9 is the source of this 1444-nucleotide messenger RNA. RefSeq lists its product as uncharacterized. Bases 440 to 1315 code for a protein of 291 amino acids. The record is from RefSeq and is a predicted model, not a curated record. NCBI's taxonomy places the organism in Eukaryota, Fungi, Basidiomycota, Agaricomycetes, Boletales, Serpulaceae. The transcript is spliced from 6 exons.